AGUUCAACCCAGCCUAACAUAUUAUCAUACAAUGCUUAUUUUGAAAGCAGAAAUCGGAAGUUGCUUUGUUGUUCCUUUACAAGUGUCUUGAUAGCUAGCGUUAACAGUUGACUGACUUAAAAAAGAUCUCACAGCUAAAGGCUGAUUUGUGAUACAAACCUAAAAUGCAAAAUUAUUGUGUUGUGUCGAAUUGCACUAAUUGCAAAUCUGAUGCACAGCCACUGUUCAGGUUUCCUCAUGAUCCCACAAGGUCCAAGCAGUGGGUUGAAAAAUGCCAGAGGCAAGAUCUCAUGGACAAAUCACCAGACGAGCUGCACAGAUACUACAGACUUUGUGGAAAGCAUUUUGAAGCAUCUUCAACCGAUAGUGAUGCUCAGAGUAUAGUGCUGAAGGAUGAUGCUGUACCAACUAUCUUUGACGUGCCAGGCCAACCACAACAUGAACAGGUUAAGCACAACAAAGAGACGACCAUAGAUAAUGAAACAGAGAGUAAGGGGAGAAAAAAAAUCAAAAAGUCUCCAGUAGAGACAGCUAGGAAGGAUGUCCAGAGAGUACCAGAGGAAGAGGAAUACAAAGAGUAUCUCAAGUCAUUAUUUGAAGUUCUUGUACUGCUGGGAGAGCAAAGCAUUCCUCCUACUGGGCCUAGUGACAAUAAACAAGAUGGGCUUGGGUCAUGCAACUUCCAGGCUUUGUUAGAAUAUCGCAUGAAUUGUGGAGAUGAAGUCCUAAAGAAGAGGUAUGAUGUGAGCAAUGAGUGCUGUUCCUCAGCUCAGCUGAAUCAGUUGAUUGAGGUGUGUGAGAAAUACAUCCGUGGUAAGCUGGUGGAGGAAGUUACACAAAACGGCCUUUUCUCAUUACUAACUGAUGAUCCGGUGAAGGUCUCAGGAGAAUGGUACCUUCCUGUGUUUGUCCGGUUUGUGGACCAGUCUAACUGCCAGCAGGAGAGGUUCUUUGGAUUUUUGAGCUUUGAAGGAGAUGGAGAAGCCCUGGCAGAGAAUCUGCUGUCUGAGAUGACUGACAAAUGGGGUUUGGAUAUGGAACAGUGUAGAGGUCAAGCUCACUUCAGCUCUUCAACACAUUACAGUAAAAUAAAAUCAUUUGCUGCCACAGUGGUUAAAAGGUAUCCAAUGGCGGUGCUUACACUGAGAUCUACUCGUACACUGAACUUGUCACUGGCCAGUGGCAUGGCUUUGUCAGGAGUCCAGCUUGUCAUGUCUACCUUUAAGAAAAUUGAGUCAUUUUUCAGUCAGUCCCCUUCACUGCAGUUGGAGUUGGAGCAUGCUGUUUUGAUUUUCUGUUCAGACAAUGAGGAGAGAGCCAACAAACUGAAAGAGAUCUGUCAUACCAGCUGGACCAGAGGACAUGAUGCGUUUGAGGUGGCAGUUGAAAUCCUAGAAGCACUGCUACUCUGUGUAGACAGCGUGCAUGACAACGAAGACAUGAGGUGGAGCGAUCAGGUUACACACGAUGCCUUAGAGAUUUCAAAAGCACUAUCUGAUUUUGAGUUUGUCAUGGCAUUGGUUGUGCUGAAAAAUGUUCUGACACUUACUCGAGCAUUUGGGAAGAAUGUGCAAGGAAAAGCAACAGAUGCCUAUUUUGCUGCGACCAAUUUAAAAGCUGUGUUGCACUCCCUGAAGGAAGUGUCUGACAACAUUGAUGUGUAUCAUGAGUUUUGGCAUGAUGAAGCCCUUAACCUAGCCACUGCAAUGGACAUCCCAGUCAAGGUUCCUCGGUCAUUCUUGAGAAAGCAUCAAUCAGAAUCUGGAACCGUUCAGCCACAGAGUUAUUACAAGGACCAUUUGUCUGCUCCUGUGCUGAACCACAUCAUCAAAGAAAUGAAUGAGCUCUUCAGUGAGGACCAUCUGAAGACUUUGAGGUACCUGUCACUGGUCCCUUCUGUUAUAGAGCAGCGUAAGUCUGCUAAACCAGAAGAUGAUAGCCUCUCCACUGAGUUCCGCUGUUGGUGGGUUAAAUGGAGCAAAAAAUGCAAAGGUGAGACUUGGCCUUCCACUCUCCAUGAAACACUACAACAUGCUGAAGUAAAGUUCUUCCCAAAUAUGCUUGCAGUCCUGAAGCUGCUUGGCAUCCUGCCUACUGUGGCUCUGGAGGACAGCUGUGAUGUGGCAUAUAAGCGCUUCAUGAGGUAUAUGGAGAACAUGCCUGACAAAUUCAAAUCAAAAAGUCUUGCUCUUUUGUAUAUGAACUAUGAUAUUAAGUAUGAUCUUGAUUCAGUGGUUGAGGACUACAUGAAGAAAUACCCUGACGAAGGGGAGAGGGAGGUGUCUUAGGAGGUUGUGAUGUGGUAGUUGAAUCUCUGGACAGGUUAUUCACAGCUUUGUCAAUGGGUCUUGUGUUGAUUGUGUUACAUUGAGAAACAACUCUUGUCUCUCUCUUACUCUUUAGACUUUAAGUAUUUUUUGGUAGCCUUUUUAGAAAAUUUUUGGAAUUGAAAUGAACAAAAAACUGGACUGCAAGGUGUCACACCUUAUUUUUUGCUGUUCUGUCUUUAACACCUUUUACAUACCGUGUUUUACAAGCUAGUGUUGGCUGUUUUGUAAAUUUCCCAUGUUGGGUAUGAGUACUGAUUCCAUCUAGUCCAUUUCUUGAUUACCAUUUUUCAGAUUAGUUGCAAAUUGUUGUUUGACAGGGAGUUAAUAUUCUUAUUACUUUGUAAAAGUGUCUUUGUAAAUAAAGAGGUAAGCUUCAUGAGUAUUAUGUUUUAAAUACUGUGUAUAUAUUUGUGUGUGUGUGCGUGCAUGCGUGAAGCUUUACACACAUAAGACACUGAUCCAUGAGUUUGAUCAUUUGUGACUGAACAUUCAGAUGAAACAUUUCUAUUAUUUAAUUUUUAUCACAUUAUAUUGGAUAUACAGUACUGUGCAAAAGUCUCAGGCCACCAUUAGCUUAGGUGCUUUAGUGAGGUUGUAAUGAUAAUUUUAUUUAUACUUUUUUUUUUCUUUUUUCUUAAGAUAUAAC
Monopterus albus (swamp eel) is the source of this 2976-nucleotide messenger RNA. RefSeq names its product THAP domain containing 12a (gene thap12a). The transcript has 5 exons. Lineage: Eukaryota; Metazoa; Chordata; Actinopteri; Synbranchiformes; Synbranchidae. The record is from RefSeq and is a predicted model, not a curated record. The coding region runs from base 165 to 2288 and encodes 707 amino acids.